AUGACUCAUUUCGUUGGUGUUGACUUUAAUUCAUUAUAUCCUUCAUCAUUUUCAUCUAAUCCUCAUGAUUUCAUUCAAUAUACUGACCAUAAAAUGUAUAUGCCGGGAAGAUUGAAUGGAGUUAUCAUUUGUGAUACAGCAACAAAGAAAGCAAAAGCACUGGGAAUAAUUAAGAAGAAAAAUACUUUAUUCGUGGCUGAAGUAAAGGGUCACAUCGAUGAAAAAUACAUUAAUGAUUACAUUAACUUUUUACCGAUAAUAAGAAACUUAGAUAUUAUCACAGAUGAAAAAACAAUUGGCAGUUUUAUGUAUAAUUACAUGAAAUCAAACAAUCUACCAGUUGACCAGAAACAGAGGAAAUUAACUCAGUUAGCAUCAACACACAACCAAUAUCAACCAUUUUCUUCUUAUUAUCUUUGGUAUCUAAUCGACAGGUUUAAUUUUAUCAUUGAUGACAUUCAAUCAAUUUUAACAUUUACGAAAAACACUUGUUUUAAUGAAUUUGCGAACGAAUUUAUGAACGAAAGACAAAAGGCUGAAUUAGAAGGAAAUAAAGGAAAAAGUUUAUUUUGCAAAAUUUCACUUAAUGGAUCAUAUGGUUACGAUGCAAUGAAUACACAAAAUUACGCAAAGACUAAAAUAAUGAAUGCACAGAAGGCACGCGUUGCAUGUAUGUCAAAUAAGUUUAAAAACAUAAGAGAAAUAGGAGAGGAUACGUAUCAAGUGAUGCUCAAAGAUAGAUUUUAUAGAUGUGAUACAUGUUUACAAGAGGUAUUUUUUACUUUAGAUAACGCAAAAUACUGGUAUUUAGUUUUCAUUUAUGAUUUUAUGUAUAAAUGCAUGGAUGUUAAUCGUUUUCAUUUCAUUGAAGGUGAUACCGAUUCAUCUUAUUGGGCUAUUGCUGGCGAUCCAAGUCUUCCUAACACUCAAGCAUUUCAGGCGAUUGUAAUCGAUAAAAAAUUUUAUGAUAAAAACAUUUUCAAAUUCGCACCUUUUAAUUUCUUCUGUUUUGAUGAGAAAUUUAAACCUAAAUUAAAGAAUAAAGCUGAAGAAAAAGCACAUGAGAAGAAGUUAUUGGGUUUAGCAAUUGAGAAACAAGGUGAUAACAUGGUGGCGUUAUGUCCUAAAUGUUAUACUUCAUUCAACGGUUCAAUUGAUGGAAGUGAUUUUAAAAAGAUUGCACAAAAAAUGAAAGGUGUUAGUUUACGACAAAAUAGGCAAUUAACACCUAAAAAUUAUUUGGAUAUAAUAAAUGAUAAAGUUAUUUUCGAUGGUCAGAAUAUUAAUUUACAACUUAAAAACGGGUCAAUGACUCGCUUAACAAUCGGUAAGACUGCAUUAACAGGGGCACACACUAAGGCUGUAUGUUGUGAAAAUGGAUGUUGUAUGCCAUUUAUUUAA
This is a messenger RNA of Trichomonas vaginalis G3, 1401 nucleotides long. RefSeq names its product DNA/RNA polymerases family. NCBI's taxonomy places the organism in Eukaryota, Parabasalia, Trichomonadida, Trichomonadidae. The transcript has a single exon. The record is from RefSeq and is a predicted model, not a curated record. The coding region runs from base 1 to 1401 and encodes 466 amino acids.